Molecule: messenger RNA, 1387 nt
Organism: Chanos chanos (milkfish)
Lineage: Eukaryota; Metazoa; Chordata; Actinopteri; Gonorynchiformes; Chanidae
Exons: 12
Coding region: 1-1353 (450 amino acids)
Molecular function (GO): GTPase activity
Source: RefSeq, a predicted model, not a curated record
AUGUCGGGUAGUAGGAAGCCCCGGUUAGUGGCAAACCCUUUGGAGUCAGCAAUUACCACACCAAGCGAGCGGAUUUUGAAACAAUGUCACAAUUUAUAUGUCGACAACGAGAACGGCCUUGUGAAAAUUGCUACCAGUCUAGGUCUUAGACUUCUGCCACCUCGCAAGAAAAUUAUUGUCAUGAUCAUGGGAAAUCACUCAGCAGGAAAGAGUUCUUUCAUCAACUGGUACAUAGAAGAACACAUUCAGAAAACAGGCGUUGCCAUAGAAACGCAAGGGUUCACGUUCAUCACUAGCGGACGAAAAAGAGAGUCAUUAACUGGAAAUGCUACGUUACAUCUUUACCCACAUUUCCGACCGCUGCUGGAGUUUAAAGGUGUCACGGACUACCUCUCUGCCGAAAUCUCAACCUCCAAGCAGAAGAAGUUCAGCCUGGUGACCUUUGUGGACACCCCGGGCCUGGUGGAUGGGGACAUGGUGUAUCCUUUCAAUGUCAACAGCGCCAUCACCUGGUUCGGGGAGCAGGCAGAUCUGGUUUUUGUGUUUUUCGACCCGAUGGGCCAGGCCUUGUGCAAGCGAACGCUCAACAUCGUGGAGAAACUAAGCGAGAAGUGUGCGGACAAGCUCCAUUUUUUCCUCAGCAAAGCCGACGAAGCAGGCAGAGAGACAGACAGGCAGCGCGUGAUGAUGCAGAUUGUUCAGGAGCUCUGUCGCAGACCGGGACUCAACAAGUGUGGCUUUGAGAUGCCAACGAUAUACAUCCCUAACCCUCAGAGGCCCAGCAGAUGUGUGAACCAGAUUGAUGAGGUUUGUCAGACUAUAGAGAAGACCAUUAACCAGGCUGUUCAGAAAACCUUAGACCAGCUGGAGAAGGACUGUGACCUCAUCAGCCAUACCAUCAGCAACAAACUGACCCAAGACAGAGAGAACGUGAGCUAUAACAAAAGCGCCCGCUUUCGCUCCUUCCUCUACGGCUUUCUGGGCAUCUUCCUCCCGACCCUCUUCAUCCUCAGUUUUGUCCUCGAUACCCUUUUGUCCCCAGAGGAAUUGGAGGGUCUAGUGGGAGAGGGCCUGGCGAAAGCUCUUCGCGCCUCCACUAGAAUUAUGGUGUAUCUGUGGGAGUGGGUACCUGAGGACUGGCAACUCAUAUUUAUUCUGGUCUUUGGAUCGCUGUGCUACUUACUGCUCUUCCUGGCCAAGUAUUUUGCACGGCAGGGCACUAAGACUCUAACGAAGAAAGAGAAGAGGAAGCUGGCAGAGUACAGUGAUUAUGUCCAGGAUGUGGUUAAGACCAGAAAGCGGAAACUUUAUGAAGAGUACCUGCAGCAGUGUGCAGCCGAAUACGACUUCUGACCUCAAGUCACGGACUUUUGUGACUUUAACUUUG